Ictidomys tridecemlineatus (thirteen-lined ground squirrel) is the source of this 5194-nucleotide messenger RNA. NCBI's taxonomy places the organism in Eukaryota, Metazoa, Chordata, Mammalia, Rodentia, Sciuridae. The record is from RefSeq and is a predicted model, not a curated record.
GGUACGGGCGACUGACGGGCGGGCGCUUUGCUGUUUGAAUGGCUACGGGCCCUGGCCCUCACCUCACCUGAGGACCAGCUGUCCAGGGGUGCGCUAUGCCGUCUGGUGGCGACCAGUCGCCGCCGCCCCCUCCUCCUCCUCCAGUUGCUGCAGGCUCUGAUGAAGAGGAGGAGGACGACGGUGAGGCAGAGGACGCCGCGCAGCCGGCUGAGUCGCCAACCCCUCAGAUCCAGCAGCGGUUCGACGAGCUGUGUAGCCGCCUCAACAUGGAUGAGGCGGCGCGGGCCGAGGCCUGGGACAGCUACCGGAGCAUGAGCGAGAGCUACACUCUGGAGGGAAAUGAUCUUCACUGGUUAGCAUGUGCCUUAUAUGUGGCUUGCAGAAAAUCUGUUCCAACUGUAAGCAAAGGGAUUGUUGAAGGAAAUUAUGUAUCUUUAACAAGAAUCCUGCGCUGUUCAGAGCAGAGCUUAAUUGAAUUUUUUAACAAGAUGAAGAAAUGGGAAGACAUGGCAAAUCUACCCCCACAUUUCAGAGAACGUACUGAGAGAUUAGAAAGAAACUUCACUGUUUCUGCUGUAAUUUUUAAGAAAUAUGAACCUAUUUUUCAAGACAUUUUUAAAUAUCCCCAAGAGGAACAACCUCGUCAACAGAGAGGAAGAAAACAGAGGCGACAGCCCUGUACCGUGUCUGAAAUUUUCCAUUUUUGUUGGGUGCUUUUUAUAUAUGCAAAAGGUAAUUUCCCCAUGAUUAGUGAUGAUUUGGUCAAUUCUUAUCACCUUCUUCUGUGUGCUUUGGACUUAGUUUAUGGAAAUGCCCUUCAGUGCUCUAAUCGUAAAGAACUAGUGAAUCCUAAUUUUAAAGGCCUAUGUGAAGAUUUUCACACUAAGGAUUUUAAACCUUCUUCUGACCCACCUUGUGUCAUUGAGAAACUCUGUUCCCUACAUGAUGGUCUUGUUUUGGAAGCAAAGGGAAUAAAGGAACAUUUCUGGAAGCCCUAUAUUAGGAAACUUUAUGAGAAAAAGCUCCUCAAGGGAAAAGAAGAAAAUCUUACAGGGUUUCUGGAACCUGGAAAUUUUGGAGAGAGUUUUAAAGCCAUCAAUAAGGCCUAUGAGGAGUAUGUUUUAUCUGUUGGGAAUUUAGAUGAAAGAAUAUUUCUUGGAGAGGAUGCUGAAGAGGAAAUUGGGACUCUCUCAAGGUGCUUGAACUCUGGUUCAGGAACAGAGAGUGCUGAAAGAGUACAGAUGAAAAACAUUUUGCAGCAGCAUUUUGACAAGUCUAAAGCACUUAGAAUCUCCACACCACUCACUGGUGUGAGGUACAUUAAGGAGAACAGCCCUUGUGUGACUCCCAUUUCUACAGCUACACAUAGCUUGAGUCGUCUUCACACCAUGCUGACGGGCCUCAGGAAUGCACCAAGUGAGAAAUUGGAACAGAUUCUCAGGACAUGUUCCAGAGAUCCAACCCAGGCUAUUGCUAACAGAUUAAAAGAAAUGUAUGAAAUAUAUUCUCAGCAUUCCCAGCCAGAUGAGGAUUUCAGUAAUUGUGCUAAAGAAAUUGCCAGCAAACAUUUUCGUUUUGCAGAGAUGCUUUACUAUAAAGUAUUAGAAUCUGUUAUUGAGCAGGAACAAAAAAGACUUGGAGACAUGGAUUUAUCUGGUGUUCUGGAACAAGAUGCAUUCCAUAGAUCACUCUUAGCUUGCUGCCUUGAGGUUGUCACUUUUUCUUAUAAGCCUCCUGGGAACUUUCCUUUCAUUACCGAAAUAUUUGAUGUACCACUUUAUCAUUUUUAUAAGGUAAUAGAAGUAUUCAUUAGAGCAGAAGAUGGCCUUUGUAGAGAGGUGGUAAAACACCUUAAUCAGAUUGAAGAACAGAUCUUAGAUCAUUUGGCAUGGAAACCAGAGUCUCCACUCUGGGAUAGAAUUAGAGACAAUGAAAACAGAGUUCCUACAUGUGAAGAGGUCAUGCCACCUCAGAACCUGGAAAGAGCAGAUGAAAUUUGUAUUACUGCCUCCCCUUUGACUCCUAGAAGGGUGAGUGAAGUUCGUGCUGAUACUGGAGGGCUCGGAAGAAGCAUGACAUCUCCAACUUCAUUAUAUGAUAGGUACAGCUCCCCAACAGCCAGUACUACUAGAAGGCGGCUGUUUGCUGAGAAUGAUAGCCCCUCUGAUGGAGGGACACCUGGGCGCAUUCCCUCACAGCCCCUAGUCAAUGCUGUACCGGUACAGAAUGUAUCUGGGGAGGCUGUUUCUGUCACACCAGUUCCUGGACAGACUUUAGUCACCAUGGCAACUGCCACUGUCACGGCCAACAAUGGACAGACAGUGACCAUUCCUGUACAAGGUAUUGCCAAUGAAAAUGGAGGGAUAACAUUCUUCCCAGUCCAAGUCAAUGUUGGGGGACAGGCACAGGCUGUGACUGGCUCCAUUCAGCCCCUCAGUGCUCAGGCCCUCACUGGAAGUCUGAGCUCUCAACAGGUGACAGGAACAACUUUGCAAGUCCCUGGUCAAGUGGCCAUCCAACAGAUUUCCCCUGGUGGACAACAGCAGAAACAAGGCCAGCCUUUAACGAGCAGCAAUGUUAGACCUAGGAAGACCAGCUCAUUAUCGCUUUUCUUUAGAAAGGUAUACCACUUAGCAGGUGUCCGCCUUCGGGAUCUUUGUGCUAAACUAGAUAUUUCAGAUGAACUGAGGAAAAAAAUUUGGACCUGCUUUGAAUUCUCCAUAAUUCAGUGUACAGAACUUAUGAUGGACAGACAUCUGGACCAGUUAUUAAUGUGUGCCAUUUAUGUGAUGGCAAAGGUCACAAAAGAAGACAAGUCCUUCCAGAAUAUCAUGCGUUGUUACAGGACUCAGCCACAGGCCAGAAGUCAGGUGUAUAGAAGUGUUUUGAUAAAAGGGAAAAGAAAAAGAAGAAAUUCUGGCAGCAGUGAAAGUAGAAGCCAUCAGAAUUCUCCUACAGAACUAAACAAAGAUAGAACCAGUAGAGACUCCAGUCCUGUCAUGAGGUCAAGCAGCACCUUGCCAGUUCCACAGCCUAGCAGUGCCCCUCCUACACCAACUCGUCUCACAGGUGCCAACAGUGACAUGGAAGAGGAGGAGAGGGGAGACCUCAUUCAGUUCUACAACAACAUCUACAUAAAACAAAUUAAGACAUUUGCCAUGAAGUACUCACAGGCAAACAUAAUGGAUGCACCUCCACUCUCUCCCUAUCCAUUUGUCAGAACAGGCUCCCCUCGCCGAAUUCAGUUGUCUCAAAAUCAUCCUGUCUACAUUUCCCCACAUAAAAAUGAAUCGAUGCUUUCACCCCGAGAAAAGAUUUUUUACUACUUCAGCAACAGUCCGUCAAAGAGACUGAGAGAAAUUAACAGUAUGAUACGGACAGGAGAAACUCCAACUAAAAAGAGAGGGAUUCUUUUGGAAGAUGGAAGUGAAUCACCUGCAAAAAGAAUCUGCCCAGAAAAUCAUUCUGCCUUAUUACGCCGUCUCCAAGAUGUAGCUAAUGACCGAGGUUCCCACUGAGGUGUCCCCUUUGAAGCUCAAGAAUUUCUUUCCCAGAAGCUCCCAGAAGAAAUGUCCACAUGUGUCAAUGACCAGAAAUGCAUCACUGGGUCUCUGCAUACCACUGAAGCAUCCAAAGGCCGAGGGAACAAGUCUGUCGUGGUGACUUGAGCUAAUCGAGAUUUACUCUGGAACCCCGGACAGAUGUGAUUCAAUUUGUAUUUUGAAAACAUCACUUUCUUGGAGAACAGAUUGAAGGGGCGGGAGUGUUCAGGCAAGAGAUGAUUACAGGAGUGAGAGGGUAGAGAUGGAGAACUGACCGUGUCCCAGAGAUAUUUAAGAGAUAAAGAGGACAGACCUUGCUCAUGGAUCAGAUGUGUGGAUAGCGGAAUGAAGAAGGGGAUAUCAUGGAUGAUGCCGAGAUGUUUGGGUUGAGCUGCUGGAUGAAAAGUGAAGCCAUCUGGUGAGAUGAGAAAGGCAGAACCAUAAGUAGGUUGGAGAGGGUGGGAAACAGGAAGAACAUGAGUUCUGUAUGGGGUGGGUACUGUGGACACUAAAGGUUAGGUACCUGGGGCUGGGAUUGUGGCUCAUCGGUAGAGCGCUUGCCUAGCAAGGGCAGGACCCGGGUUCGAUUCUCAGCACCACAUAAAAAUAAAGGCAUUGUGUUGUGUCCAUCUACACCUAAAAAAUAAAUUAAAAAAAAAGGUUUGUGUACCUGUUAUGGAUUAGCUUUUAAGUAUCCCCCAGAAGCUCACAUAUGAGACAAUACAAGAAGGUUUAGAGGUAAAAUGAUAGGGUUAUGAAUAAUCAGAGUUAACCCACUACCAGGGAUUAACUGGAUGGUAACUGUAGGCAGGUGGGGUGUGGCUGGAGGAGGCAGGUCAUGGGGGGUUGGCUUUGGGCUUUACAUUUUGUCUGUGGUGAGGGGGUCUUUCUCUCCUCCUCCCUCCUCCCCUCCCUCUCUCCUAGUGACACUUUCCUACCCGCCUUCUUCUGCCACACCCUUCUGCCUCACCUUAGCUCACAGCAAUGGACUCUAAGGAACAUCACCUCUGAAACCGUGAGCCAAAUAAACUUUUCUAAAAUUGGCAAAGACCAAACUCCUCACCGUGGCUGGAGUCCUGUCCCACUGCCCCAGGUUCCAGCCACUCCAGCAUCCCUUCAGUCCUUGGACGUGUCAAGUUUUCCCCUCCUACCCCACAAGAUGGAGUCUUUGCUUGGAUCCUUCUCUCCUCCCCCCUCAGCUCACACACAACUUCAGGGAAAUGUGCUGUUGCUCUGGGGGAUGACUCGACUGGUGUCCAUCUAUCUCCCACACCGUCCUUUAAGCUUGUGAGGGGGAACCAUAUCUGUUUGGCCCUCCAUUUGCUGAGGGCCAUUGCCAAGUAGGAAUGACACAUCGAAAUUUCCUUGCCAGCGUACCCCAUGUUAAAUGGACUUGCCUUGGACAUUGCAUGGGUCUUUGAGAAAGGUGACCCUGCUCAAGGACCAGGGUGGAUCCAGGAUUAGAGUGUAUCCUGCAGGUUUUAGGAAGUAUCUGGGUUUAAGAUAAUUUGGGUUUAAGGUGUUCCCUGUUUAAGACUAUGUGGUUUUAGGGAAGUUUGAGGUUUAAGUUUAUUGCUGCUGGGAAUAGGGCGUUCCUGCUGCCUGAGUUCCCGCUGAGUUCUCGUGGAAUAGAAAGAUUUGGGACGUGAAUU